Archocentrus centrarchus (flier cichlid) is the source of this 1787-nucleotide messenger RNA. Its product is annotated as CD209 antigen-like protein C. The coding region runs from base 65 to 937 and encodes 290 amino acids. The transcript has 6 exons. The record is from RefSeq and is a predicted model, not a curated record. Lineage: Eukaryota; Metazoa; Chordata; Actinopteri; Cichliformes; Cichlidae.
UCAUACCGAGCAACAGCUGGAGAGGAGCUUCACUCUCUUCUGAGACUUUUCAUCUUGCAGUGAAAUGUCGACCACUGGGAGCUCUGCGGGCUGUGAGGGCAUGUACUCCAAACUGAUAGAUACUGAGGCCGGUCAUGAGGAGGUACACCACGGGCCAGAUGUGGGACACAGUGCUCCACCAGUGUCAGCAGUCGGACUGAUCCAGAGGCUGAGUGCCGCCAGGCCAUACCGCCUCGCCACCAUCUGCUUGGCAGCGCUGUGCGCCAUCCUGCUGAUCUCCAUCAUAGCCGUCACUGCACAAUAUAAGAACAAACCUCAGGGUGGCGGUGAGGCGCCCUUAUGGAAGCAGACACAGGAGGUAAACGUGUCGACUCUGACGGCGACCAUAAACCAACUGAAGCAGGAGAAGGAACAGCUGCAGAAAGAGAGGGACUACCUGCAGGCUAAACUCGCUGCAAAGGUGGCUACUAAAGCUCCUGCUGUGGUGACACUGGCUCCUAUCACCUGUCCCAACGACUGGCACCUCUUUAACAACAGCUGUUACUUAAUCUCCAGGAACUCACGGGACUGGCCAGAGAGCAAGUCGUUCUGUGAGAGCCAAGGAGCUCACCUGGCCAUCAUCCACACAGCUGAAGAGCAGACAUUCCUAUGGAAUCUUCUUCCCAGAGGACACUGGAAUUCCUACUGGUUUGGCAUCACUGAUGGAGAAACAGAAGAUGAGUGGAAGUGGGUUGACGGCACUCCAGUGAUCGGAGGUUUCUGGGAGGUUGGUGAGCCAAACAACCACAUUAACGAAGAUUGCGGCUACAUCGUGAAAACACGUGUGUUGGAGCGAGUGCCGAUACGGAGCUGGUAUGACGCCCCCUGCCACAUGUACUUACCCUUCAUCUGUGAGAAAGAGAUGGUGGCCAGCGCCAGCACGGCUAUGCCACACUAAGACAUUCUGAUAUUCAUAACCAAAAGAAGAACUGUUUAGUAGUUGUGCAGGCUGUUUUGGUGCAGUUUUCUUAAUAAGGUUGGAAAAGCUGAUAUUUUCCAAUUUCACCUUUUAAAAUAGCCUGCUUUUAUAAUCUGUCACAAUUCAGCACCCCAGUGGAUUUUAAACAUGUCUGAAACUGCACACAUUCAGCUUUAAUUCAAGGCAUUUUACAAAUUUUUAGGAAUUAUAACAAAUUUAAUAUAAAGUCCUCCAUUUUCAGAGGCUCCUAAAUAAUUGCACAGUGGACUGACAGCCAGUUAUAUGGCCAGGUGAGGCCAUGAUUUUCAUUGUCAUGUGCAGCUCUGUGCCCUCAUACAGAUGGUAUUACAGGAAACCUGGCCCUCUACAGUGGAGAUACAAGCCAUAGCCCUACUUAAGGAAUAACAUUAAAGUAGCAGAAGUAAAAAUAAUCGUUAUUGAUAAAUUAAUGUGUACAUCAUGUUAAAUUAAAAACAAUUUUAAUUACUCAUACGGCUGAGAAAUGUUAUAAUAAGACAGCAUCAUAUAUCACUAGUUUUUUUUUUUUUUUUUAAUCUGCAACUAAUCAUAACAAAAGCUGGAGUAAAAAAGUAUAGUAGAGUAUGUUCCAUCACUGGGAUGAUCCAUGCACUCAUCCAGUGGCAUUAAUAGGAGUGACACCCUGCUCUCCUCUGGACAUGCCUCUGACUUCAGUGCCUUCAACUACAAAAUUAUUUUCAUAUUUUUAUAUGAUUGUGUUUUAGACUUUAUCAAUCAGGGAUUCAAGCUAAUUAUUAGUGUUUUUUUCUUUCUUUUUUAUAUUUGGAAUCAGCUACAAAUAGUGUUAUAU